AUGAAGAAGAUCGAAAAGGCACAGAAGAAGCUGCAGGCGGACCGACAGAAGGUCGCCAAGCUCACCCAGUCCAUCAUCGCCAUGCCGGGAACCGAGCCACUGCCCCCGCCCUUGGAGCCUCCCACGAAACGAAGGAAGAAAUCGAUAACGAAUGAGCUGGACCUGCCCGGAGGCACUUUGAAGCGCAAGGCCGCGGGGAGCGGCGUGGGGGCGAGAACGCCGGUCAAGAUCAACGCGGCCUCGGUGAGCCUGCGCACGGCACAGAAAGUGGAGGCCAUCCUCGGCGAGCUGGGAAUAGUGCCCAGCCUCACCGCUACGACGGCUACGGCCAAGGCCUACAAUGACCUGCGACAGGACAUCGUCAUUUUGCUGGACCUCCAGGGCCACCUCGAGAAGAAGGCACGCCACCACCAUCAUCUCUUCCUUUGUGAUCGAUGGCUGACGAUGGAGUUUGAGGUGUCGGUACUGGAGAAGCAGAAGAGAGACCUGCUGGCGCUGGACCUCCUGGCGGCGCACAGGGACAGCUUCGCCCAGGGGCGGCGAAAGCGGGCCAAGAAGCGGAAGCUGGACGAUGAUGCCGAGUACGAGCCCAGCGGUGACAUCGGCGGUGGUAACGGGCUCGCCACGUCAUCAACGAUGAACGGCGAGGGAUCGAUGGCCGGCGAAGAGGAGGACACGCCGUGGAAGAAGACAGUGGGGCGACGAGGUAGCAGCCGGCGCCUGAGCAGCAACGAACCAUCGACGCCGACCACCCCGGCACCUGCCACGCCGUCGACGCCCGCGGCGGCCAAGCCACGCCGGGGGAGGGGCCGACCAAGGUUGAUCAAGAAGGAGCUGGAAGCCGUGGCGGUGCCGGCAGCGGAGGAGGGCAGCAGCAGCACUACGGCCUUCGAUGACGACAUGAAGACGGAGGAGUAG
This is a messenger RNA of Acanthamoeba castellanii str. Neff, 918 nucleotides long. RefSeq lists its product as uncharacterized. Lineage: Eukaryota; Discosea; Longamoebia; Acanthamoebidae. The record is from RefSeq and is a predicted model, not a curated record. Gene Ontology annotation, cellular component: nucleus. Gene Ontology annotation, biological process: negative regulation of DNA-templated transcription. The coding region runs from base 1 to 918 and encodes 305 amino acids. The transcript is spliced from 4 exons.